Messenger RNA from Chaetomium globosum CBS 148.51, 807 nucleotides. RefSeq lists its product as uncharacterized. Gene Ontology annotation, biological process: U4 snRNA 3'-end processing; nuclear mRNA surveillance; U5 snRNA 3'-end processing. Gene Ontology annotation, cellular component: nuclear exosome (RNase complex); cytoplasmic exosome (RNase complex). Lineage: Eukaryota; Fungi; Ascomycota; Sordariomycetes; Sordariales; Chaetomiaceae. The transcript has 2 exons. The record is from RefSeq and is a predicted model, not a curated record. Bases 1 to 807 code for a protein of 268 amino acids.
AUGCCGCGAGAAGCAGAGCCUUCUCUCAACGAGAAGCAAUUCGUCACACAAGCGCUGCAAGAAAACCUGCGACUCGACGGCCGCCAGCUCGACCAAUACCGGCCCCUCGAGCUCACCUUUGGCGACCAAUAUGGCGUCGCCGACGUCACACUAGGCAAGACGAGAGUCCUCGCCAAAGCCACCGCCGAAGUAACCGUCCCCUACGUCGACCGCCCCCUCGACGGGAUCUUCACCAUCGCGACUGAGCUCAGCCCGAUGACCUCACCCGCCUUCGAAGUCAACCGGCCGACCGAAACCGAAGUGCUCCUCUCGCGCCUCCUCGAAAAAACCGUGCGCCGCUCCGGCGCGCUCGACACGGAAUCGCUCUGCCUCGUCGCGGGCCAAAAAUGCUGGUCGGUGCGGGUGGACGUGCACGUGGUGUCGCACGACGGGGGGCUGACGGACGCGGCGUGCGUGGCGGUGGUGGCGGCGCUGCGGCACUUCCGCAAGCCGGACACGAGCAUGGAGGCCGGGCGGCUGACGGUGUACACGCCCGCGGAGCGCGAGCCCGUGCCGCUGAGCUGGCUGCACUCGCCGCUGUGCGUGACGUGGAGCUUUUUUGGCGACGACGGCGAGACUGCGGUGCUGGAUGCCACGUGGCUGGAGGAGCAGGUGCGCGUGGCGAGCUGUACGGUCAGCUUGAAUAAGCAUGGGGAGAUUUGCCAGAUUGCGAAGUUGGGGGGGGAUGCCGGUGGAUGCGGUUGUGCUGUUGCAGUGUACGAGCGUGGCGUUGGUGAAGGUGAAGGAGUUUUCGGAUUUGUUGGAUAG